Molecule: messenger RNA, 3606 nt
Organism: Lucilia sericata (common green bottle fly)
Lineage: Eukaryota; Metazoa; Arthropoda; Insecta; Diptera; Calliphoridae
Product: NEDD4-binding protein 2
Exons: 5
Coding region: 469-3426 (985 amino acids)
Molecular function (GO): ubiquitin binding
Source: RefSeq, a predicted model, not a curated record
UUUGUCGGCGCAGGGCUCUGUAGAGGAACGAAAAAACAUCUACUAUUGUAUAAAUAAAAUAAUCUAACUUUUUGUGUGUUUUAUAAUAGCUCCACCAAUUAUCGCUUUUAAUAUUAAAACUGUAACUUUAAGGAUGUUCCAAAGAUAUUUAACAAUAUUUACUGAUAUUCAAGUUUAGUUAUAUAAAUACUUUAAAUAAAUUACACAGCAAUUACUAAGAGUUCACAAAGAAAACAUAUUCCAUAAAGGGGCGCCAAAAAGUAAGACGUAGAAGAAGAAAUAUUUUAUUUACAUUUUUAUUAUCAGGAAAAGCUUUUGAAAUGUAUGCGAAAUAUGAAGAGAACCCUGAACAAAAUCGCAUUUUGCGACAACUGAAAGAUAUGUUUCCCUCAAUGCCACAUUGGCGAUUGCGAGAGGUUUGCAAAGCAAACAACUGGAACUGUAAUAAAUUCUUGUAUUGAUCAGUUGAUGAGCAUGGCGGUCAGUAAUGCAACGUGUGAUUUUGAAGAAACAACAAUGAGGCGACAACAUCAGCAACGUUCUAAAGUAGUAAGAAAAGAUGUUGGAAAAUGUAAUUCUAACAAAGACGAAGAACGUAUUGCAUCCUUGAUUAAGAAGGGAUAUCGUGUAAUGGUGCUAAUGCGAGGUCCGCCUGGUGUGGGAAAAACUCAUUUGGCCCGAUCUCUUGUCAUUAAUUCAGUAGAUCUUGAGAAUAGUGGUUAUGAUGUCGGCGAUUUUAUUUGUAGUUCAGAUGAUUAUUUUUAUAACGCUAAAGGUGUUUACAAAUUCAAUUCUGCUUUUCUACCCGAAGCACAUGAAUUUAAUCAACAGAGAGUAAGGGAUAAAACCAAAUCCGGACUAAGUCCUAUUAUUGUCGACAACACAAACGUGCAGCUGUGGGAAAUGCUGCCAUACGUUAAGUUUGGAGUACAAAAUAAUUACUUAAUUGAGAUACUAGAACCUAAAACUUCAUGGCGGCAUUCUACUAGCAUAUUGGCGCAAAAAAAUCUCCACGGAGUGCCCAAAAAUAGCAUACAACAAAUGAUGGAGAAAUAUGAGAAAGGCAGUGUUUCAUCAUUAACAAGGAUGUUAAAAAAUACAAAAUAUACCAAGACUCUUCCUCAGAUGCGUUCACUUCCGCCUCUUAAUACAACACCUAUAAACUGCCAACUUGUGCAAACAUCUAAUGAUGAUAAUACCAAAGAAACGCCUGUAGAAAAGGAUCAGCCUCAAGUAUGGGAUGUAGUAACUACUGCUGAACCUAAAGAGCAACGUACAAAAUUUAAAUCUAACAGAUCACCGUCAAAAUCAUUCGAACAGCAACAAUCUGAUAUAUCAACAACAACGCGUGAUGUUUAUAGCCUUUUGGAACAAAAGACGACAAAUGUUUGGAAACCUUAUGAAUCAGAAUCUGCCGAUUUUUGGGGAAUAAAGCCACAACAACAGUUGAAUGUCCCCCUCAAAAGCACGUCUGGCGAAAUGUCCCUAUUAGAUUUACUAAGAGAAGAUAGCGGCGAUGCAAAAAAUGAUUUGAACACAAAGCCAAAUAAUGAUAAAAAUGUUUUAAAUGGCUUCCAACGUCACAGCGUUAAUUGUCCAAAUGAAAAUCCUGUCUUUGUAUCGUUGCGUCAAAUUUAUCCGAACAAAAGAUUGUCUGGAUUAUGGGACUUGUUUGUUAAGUGUAAUGGCGAUGUAGAUUGGGCAGUUGAUAUUUUACUUAAAGAGGAUGAAUUGGAAAGGAUUCGAGGUGAUGAUGACAGUCGGUAUCAAACUGAUGAUGACGAGUUAUUCGAAUGUUUGUGCAAUAAUAUAGAUACAGAAAGUAGAUCAAGUUUACUUGAAGACAGCACUAAAACUAAUAUUGAUAAUAACCCAAAUUCCGAUGAUAACGCUAAGAGUUCGUUAAAUGCGUCUGACGCUAAGCCUCAACGUCAGCGAUCACGUUUUUCUCGAUUUAACCAGCGUACAAAUCCAGCUCUUCUGGAAGUAAAAGAAAACAUUGAAAAUUGCUUCGUUCUAGGAGAUGAUCAAUAUUCACAACAUCUACUAAAGAUACGAAAUCUUCGCAGUGGUGUAAAUGACAUAACUGUUUCCUCAAAUGCAACAACUGAAAGCAAUGAUAACAUUGGCAAUCAAGCGGAGAACACAUCUAUCAAGGAUGAAGAUGCCGAUGAUAAUAUCGAAAAUGACGAUGAUGAAGAAGACAAUGAAACUGAUGAGUUCAAUGAGGAUAUGUUGGAAAUGUCAUUAGGGGAACAACUAAUUCAGCAACUAGCAGAAACUUUCAGAAAUGAAUCGUCCCUAGAAGAGCAAAUAUCCUCUACUCUACCGCCAAAUUUAAAGGUUUUUAUGCCACGGUCAUUAGCAAAACAGUUGUACAUGUUAUGGGUGGAAUCAGUAUAUAACCACAUGGAGGAGGAACGUCAAAAGUUGGUACGGGAAGAUGAAGAUUUUGCCAGACUCUUGAAGAAUCCCAAGUAUUCGGAGUUCAAGCAAUCUCCUAGUAAUCUACGUGAGAUAUUGGACAUGGAAUAUGCGUGGAAAAUAUACAAUCAAGAUAAAGAAGAGCAACAGCAACACGACAUUGAAAUGGAAAAAAUGCAUGUACCAAAUGACUUAGCAUCGCGUUUAACACAAAUGAAGUUGUGCGAAGCAUUUCCUGACAUUCCUCGCGAGACUUUACUUGAUAUGCUAGCGACGAAUGGUAAUGAUUACAAUGCCACGGUAACUGUUCUUCGUAGCACUAUGCAAACAGAUGAUGCCUCUACCACACAAGAACAACUCAUGGAAUGUGCACGACGCGAGCAAGAUCUGGUCAACCAACAAGUUCAAAAUCAAAUGGAUCAACGCCAAGAGAGAAUUUCUAAUAAUUGGGAUGAUAGUGAGCAGAAAUCAUCUUUAUCACCGGAUGAAGCUAAACGUUUGGCUCUACGUGAAUUCGAAGAAAGUCGAAAUCUGGCUGCUCAUCACUGUCAACUGAAAGCUGAAUGUUAUCAAAAGGCUAAGGAGGCUAUACAGAGCGGAAACAGCGGUGCAGCCAUAUAUUAUUCCCAAAUUGCUAAUUUACACAAAAAGAAAAUCGAUAUGUACAAUCAUCGAGCGGCCAAUUGCAUCAUGGACGUUCAUAAGUACACCCAAAACAAUCCAGAUCUGUUGGAUCUCCACUAUUUACACUUAAUAGAAGCCUUGGGAUGUUUAGAUCUAUUUUUAGACCGUCAUAUCACGGGACUGCGUGUAGCAUCACGAAACUAUAAACAUGUGUUUAUUAUAACGGGUCGUGGUAAACACAGUGCUGGCGGUGUAUCUACCAUUAAGAAUAAAGUUAAAGCUAGAUUAAAAGAACGUUGUCUCAGAUGGAGUGAAGUCAAUCCUGGUCUUUUGAAAGUGAAAAUAUUUUCGGGUUCGCGUCAUUCCAAGAAUAUUUGAUUAAACCAGGUAUAUGCUUCUGUAAUUUAGCUACACCAGCAUAUACCUGAACGCUAUUUUUAUAAAUAAUGCCUUUGGAUUUUAAUUUUUUCCUUUUAUACAUAUUAUUGUGUAUUUAUAGGGUGCUCUAAAGCGUUUAGAUUUCCAUUAGCAAAGAUUUACUAUUUUUAAUGUACUAUA